Messenger RNA from Nicrophorus vespilloides, 2185 nucleotides. RefSeq names its product protein timeless homolog. Gene Ontology annotation, biological process: replication fork arrest; DNA replication checkpoint signaling; DNA repair. Lineage: Eukaryota; Metazoa; Arthropoda; Insecta; Coleoptera; Silphidae. Gene Ontology annotation, molecular function: DNA binding. The coding region runs from base 212 to 2185 and encodes 657 amino acids. Gene Ontology annotation, cellular component: replication fork protection complex. The record is from RefSeq and is a predicted model, not a curated record. The transcript has 9 exons.
CAAAAAGUUUCACACGUUGCGUUUGUAAAUAUAAUGGAAUUCGGUGUUGUUUGGUGAAGUGUCUUCGUGAAGUUUACGCAUGAGUUUAAUUUAUAUUCAGUUUUACGUGCCUUGAGUGAACAACAAUAAACUUGUAAAGUCUUCGAAUGUUUCAUUGAAUGUUUUCUUUACAUUCAUAACCUUACAUUCGUUCCUCCACAACAAGUUGAUCAUGUCCACAUUACUGUCAGCCGAGCUGGUGGCAACCUGCAACAGUUUGGGUUAUUACAAUGCAGAGUCAGAUAAGUACUUGGCCGAUGACAACACGCAGGAGAGUGUCAAAGAUCUGAUCCGAUACUUGAGGAGAGAUGAUGGAUCUCAUGAUAUCCGCAGGCAGCUGGGGGAGACCAAAGUGGUCCAGACUGAUUUGCUGCCGCUGCUGAAGAAUUAUUGGGAAGAGACUGAACUGUUUGAUACAUUGUUAAGGUUAUUGGUGAAUUUAACAACUCCGGCUCUGAUGUUGUGGGAGGAGGAGAUGCCCAAGGAGUUGGCUCCUCGGAAUCAUUACUUGCAGAUCGAGGAACAUUUGCAAUCAUAUAAAGAGGCUUUUGUCGAUGAAGCUGUUUGGGCUGUGCUUAGCUCAAGGAUCAGCAAAAUCUUGGAAAUGGACGUGGGCGAACGGGGCGACGACAAUGGGAUGAUAAUCGAGCGGAUCCUUAUUCUGAUCAGGAAUAUUUUGUACGUUCCCGCGGACAGCGACGCGGAGAGGAGGCCGGACAACGAUGCGAGCAUCCACGAUCAAGUCCUCUGGGCGCUUCAUCAAUCCGGCAUGCUGGAUAUCAUCCUGUACAUAAGUGGAUCCGUCGCGGAGCGAGUAUACUACAUGCACGUAAUGGAGAUCCUGUCGUUUAUGCUGCGUGAACAGAACGCCACACAUCUGGCGCAGGCAGCCGUUCAGAGGAGUCAUUCAGAGAAGAUGCGAGACGAGGCCGAGCUCUUAGCCAUCCGCCAUCGCGAGAACAAUCAGAAAGCCAACAAAGUUAAAAAGUUUUCUGGCGCUAGGCAUAGUCGUUUCGGUGGUACGUUUGUGGUAAAAACCAUGAAAUCCAUCAGCGAAAACGAGUUGAUCUGUCAUAAACCUCUGGAUAAGAUGGACGCGCUGAAGUUUGAUGUUAACAAGACGAUGUCGAAGAUUCCGAAGAACCGUUUACCUGUACAGGAGCAAAACGCGGAACGUCGAUCGGCUUUCAGCAUCCGUCUCUUCUUGAAAGAAUUUUGCGUGGAGUUCCUGAAAGGCGCCUACAAUACUAUGAUGUACCACGUGAAAGGCCGCCUGGCCCGAGCCAAAUCGCAACACAACGACGAAUCCUAUUACCUCUGGGCGCUGCGUUUCUUCAUGGAGUUCAACAGGAGCUAUAAAUUCGAAGUCAAAUUAGUUAGCGAAACGAUGUCCGUGCAGGCGUUCCACUUCGUGCAGAAGCAGAUGGAGACCUACUACGAUAUGCUCGCGAUGGACAAGAAGAAAAUCCGGCAAUGGUCCAGACGACUGCAUCUCUCGUUGCUCGCGUACAGGGAGCUUCUGAUGACGCUCGCAGCUAUGGACAAGUGUCCAGAUGGUUCGGUGCGCGAUUCCUCUAAGGUGAUCAAGAGCAACGUGUUCUACGUGCCCGAAUACAGGGAGUUUAUCAUCACGCUGCUCGUCAACUACGACGAGGUGAAAAUGUCCAGGCAGUAUCUGUUCGAUCUACUCGAGGCGCAGCACGUCUUCUUCAAGCUGCUCGAGUCCCAUUGCGGCGGAAAAACUGGACGCGUGGUCGUCCAGAACAGACUUAAACCGCAGAGGAAAAAGAAAGCGAAAGAAAGUGUGGAAACGGCGGCGCCUGUGGAAUUGAAUUUGGAGCGAAUGUGGGACGAGGCCUCCGCACAAUUGUCAGUUGUUUUAGAGGGGAAUUUGGAGAUCCCCAAGGACGUGGUGCCUUUCGACGCCGGCUCCGAUGUGCCCAUCGAUGAGCAGAAGUCGGAGGCGAUGAAAAACAUACAACGGAAGCUGCGCAAUCAUGAAUUCGAAAAUGCCAUUGGUCUCCUGAGGGCCUCCAGGGAAGUUUGGCCGGAGGAUGACUGCUUCGGAGCGGCCGACAUCGCCGUGGAGGAGGAGUUCCUGGCGCUCAAGGAGAUCUUCUGCGCUGAUCUAGGCGGUAAGUCUUAA